AGGGUUUAUUUGAAGGGAAACAAAAUAAAACUGUAAAGUUAGAAUGUAAAUGAUACAAUAUAACAACUGAUUAAGUAUAGUUAUUUCUAAACACAAGAAAGUUAUUGGGUAAACUGUUAUACAAUAGUUGUAUCAAAAAUAUAUGAAUUAUUUACAAUAUUUGGUUACCACUUUAACAACAUCAUCAAAACGUUUCCAGUUGUAAAUUACUUACAAAUUCAUAUUUUAAAAUAUUUUAUUGUUGUUUAGCGGGUAUCGUAUUUGUUUGUUUUAUGUGUGAUAAGUUUUGCUAAAAAAUUUUAAAUUCUUUAAUCUUUGAUCAGGUUGAAUAUAACUAAAAAGAAUGUUAAGAAAUAUCAUGGAGUUUUGAUAUACCAUCGGACUAAAUAAAAAUUUUUUCUUUGUUUACAUUUGCGAUGGAAACCGAGAACACAAAUAUCAUAGAAGAUAUAAUGCAAAAGAAUGUCAAUAUUUUACAAACACCUAAUGAACAAUUAACAAAAAAUGAAACAAUGAUAAAUGAAUCUAUUUUAAAUUGUUUAAAUAAGGAUAAUUCUAUAUUUCAAAUGUUAUGUAAAUGUAUUGCAUUUAGUAGAAUGAUUUAUGAAAUAGAUGAUUGGCAUCAUGCUCAAUAUCAAUGUUGUUUUGGUUAUUUUUAUAUUAAUUGGAAAGGUGAAAAAUAUGCUUUACAAGCUGAAAGCCAUGCAGAAAACUCCAUGAAAUUAAUAUCAUUAUAUUUAAAUUCUACUAGUCAGCAAAUGAAUCAACAGAAUUCUGAUGAUCAUGCUAAUUUACUUAUUCUUUGUAUAGUUUUACUGAAUUAUUAUACAUUAGCAAAAUCAAAAAUAAUUUUAAAAAAGACAAAAGAUGCGUUCAGUUCAAUCAGACAAGCUGAAAAGGCAUUAAAUAAAGUUGAACAGCUGAUUGAUUCAAUUGAAAAAUCUAAAAAUAGUUUAGAAAAUAUUGAUAAUUAUGAAGAUAAUUCCAAACAAUUUGAUAGAUAUUUAGAAAAUUAUUAUCAACAAUGGAAUCAUUGUACUUUAAUAAGAUUAGAUAAAAAAUUUUAUCCAAAUUUGCAAAAUUUAAAAGUUUGCAUUUAUUGUUUGUAUGGAAAAAUUGCAUUUGAAUGUGAGAAAUAUGUUGUAUCUUUUGAUCAAUAUAUGCAAGCAUUGAAAUUCAUAGAGAAGACAUAUGGUCCAGAGAGUAAAGAAAUGAUAUCAGUUUAUCACGCACUUGCUCAUAUUGAAUAUCAAAGUAGUGAGGAUGAUAUGGAAAAAUCUAUAGACUAUUUUAAAAAAGCCUAUGAAAUUUCUAACAAAAUUUACUACAAAGAAGACAGUUUCAGUUCCAUGGUUGACCUUAUUCGUUCAGUUUAUCUAUUGUGUACAGUUUACAUGAAACUCAAUUUAAAUUUGGAUGAUACUGAACAUCUCCUUGGUGAAAUGUUACAAAUGUUAAAUACUUAUAAUGAAAAAAACAAUCAAAACUCCAUUGAAUAUCAUGUUGAUAAUAAUUCAAAUGAAUCUGUCGAUCUAAUGAGAAUAAAAACUAGUUCACUAGAUAACGAUAAUCAUCAUAUCAAAUGUCUAACAGAUCAAUGUUUGAAUUCGAUUUAUGAAUACUCUGAUGAAUAUUUUGUAAAUUUAAUUUGUUCAUUACGUUCACUAUUAAUAAAAAUUUAUAUAAAAUCAAGUCGUUUCCAAUACUUUGAUGUAAAUUACUUCAUGGAUUUUUGGACGAUGUUUAUUGCGUAUUCAUUACUUAAAACACUUACUCCAUCCCAUGUGAAACAGAAGUGAAUGUAAGUACAAACAAUUAAUCGAUAAUUGUGACUUGACCUUGUUAAAAAGUAUAAAUACUAAACUAGAAUAUAAUUUUGCAAUUUAAUUUAUCAUGAAAAAUAGUUAACUGUUUUUAUUUUCUUUACGAUCGAGAUGAACCAUCUGGAUUAAGCGAAUUUUUCUUGGUAUUUAAAUGAUUAUUAUCAUUGUUAUGACUUUAUGUCCGGCUUUUUAUCACGUGAUUUAUCCACCAAUCAAAAUACAACUUAUACAAUCUUAGCACUGUGCCAAACCAAUGACGUUCGACCAGUAUGAGCAGCCUAGCGUCCUUAUUGGUCCUAUGUUCGCCUAGCCCGUCCACUUGAGUCCAGAACACUAAUACAGCUCCCACUAUGUGAACCGAAUCUAAUCGAAUCACUUGUUUCAGACAUACUGUGUUUAUAUAUCAAACAAACAGGCCGCAACGCACCAUAAAAUAGGAAAUAACAUUUGUACACAAUAAAGCCAAAAAGUGACUGUGAACGUGAGAGUCAGUAGUCAAUAAACUGAACAUAGCUUAAGAACAGUAAAUCGUACAAUAAUAAUAUAUAGGUCACAAUAAAGCUUAUAACAAGGGGAAUAUAGAUAUACAUAAUCUAGUUACCGAACAUUUAUACCAUGAGAAUAUAUAAAUAAUAUUAGUCCAUUAAUAGGUCUUAGACGUGACUCGUAAUGUAAUCUUCACUAGGAUAUAACAACUAUUAUUAUUACUAUUAUUAUGUAACUACUACUUUUAUUGAUGUAAAAAGAAAUCCAAUUUUAUUUUUGAAUUAAUAUUUCAGUUAUGUAAUUUUAGGAAGCCUUAAAAUUAUUAGAAGAAAAUUUAAAUAUUCAAGAAGACACAUUUGGAAUGUACAAUGCACAAGUAAUAAAGACAUAUAAACUAAUCUUGUCAAUAAACAUGGUUCAAGAAAAUUUCGCUGAAGCAUUUAAUCAAGCUGAAAUGUGCCUUGAUCUUGAACAAUUCACAUUCGGUGCUAAUUCCAAACAAGCAAAAAGAACUAAAGAUAUUUUGAAUGCAUUAUCAAGUUACAAGAAAACUGGAAAUAAAAUCAAUUAAAUUCAAUCAAACUGAUAUAUCUGCAAAUGAGUAAUUAUUUCUCAAUAGUAAACUUAUCUCUGAAGAAGUGGCCUACACUAAGUCACGAAACAUCAGAAAAUCUAAUUUUUCUACUCAUUGGGAUAUUACAAAUAGAUUAAUAUAUUUAUAACUAUCUACUCAAUGCUUAAUUUAUUCGAAAUUAUCAAGUCAAACCUUGGUAUUGAUACCUGUCUGUAUAUCUGUUUCUUAUCCUAUAUAUAUAAAAUAGUUAAAAGAAUUCAUUAAAUUCUGUGAUAAUACCA
Molecule: messenger RNA, 3164 nt
Organism: Schistosoma curassoni
Lineage: Eukaryota; Metazoa; Platyhelminthes; Trematoda; Strigeidida; Schistosomatidae
Source: the annotation of a GenBank genome assembly